UCUCUUUCAUUCUUAUUUGAAUAUAUUGGUGAGAUGGGCAAAGAUUACAUUUACGCUGUAACGCCGUUAUUGGAAGAUGCAUUGAUGGAUCGUGAUUUAGUGCACAGACAAACAGCAUGCACUACAGUUAAACAUAUGUCACUCGGUGUUUUUGGAUUGGGUUGUGAAGAUGCCCUUCUUCACCUUUUAAAUUACGUCUGGCCAAACAUUUUUGAGACUUCUCCUCACGUCAUAAAUGCUGUCAUGGAGGCAAUAGAAGGGUUGAGAGUAGCGAUUGGUCCAGCAACGAUCUUACAAUAUGUAUUACAGGGGUUGUUCCAUCCCGCCCGUAAGGUCCGUGAAAUCUAUUGGAAGAUAUAUAACAAUUUAUAUAUUGGUGCCCAAGAUGCUUUGAUACCAUAUUAUCCUCGUAUCGAAGAUGAUGAAAGAAACAAUUAUGAACGAUAUGAAUUAUCUAU
Racocetra persica is the source of this 458-nucleotide messenger RNA. Lineage: Eukaryota; Fungi; Glomeromycota; Glomeromycetes; Diversisporales; Gigasporaceae. The record is from the annotation of a GenBank genome assembly.